Balaenoptera ricei (Rice's whale) is the source of this 11677-nucleotide messenger RNA. It is a transcript of the gene IGF1R, whose product is annotated as insulin like growth factor 1 receptor. The transcript is spliced from 21 exons. Gene Ontology annotation, cellular component: insulin receptor complex; axon; membrane. Lineage: Eukaryota; Metazoa; Chordata; Mammalia; Artiodactyla; Balaenopteridae. Gene Ontology annotation, biological process: regulation of JNK cascade; multicellular organism development; protein autophosphorylation. Gene Ontology annotation, molecular function: insulin receptor substrate binding; insulin receptor activity; ATP binding. The record is from RefSeq and is a predicted model, not a curated record. The coding region runs from base 671 to 4777 and encodes 1368 amino acids.
GAGCCCGGGCGGCGCGGCGGGAGUGCUGAGCGCGGCGCGGUCGGCCCGCCGCUUUGUGUGUGUCCUGGAUUUGGGAAGGAGCUCGCGGCGGCGGCGGCGGCGGAGCUGAGGGAGGAGGCGGCGGCGAGCGGAGCCCGGAGGAGGAGGAGGAGGGGGAGCCGCUCAUUCAUUUUUACUCCGUAUUUCUGCCCCCCGGUCGGCCUCGCCCGCGACCCGGACUUCGGGGCAAUCUUGCGAACUGCGUCGCGCCCUCCCGCCGCGGAGGCUCGGGCGUCGGACAGCCUCUUCCUCUGUCUGGGGUCGGGUUUGUCCUUCCUCGCCGAGACGGAUUUGGGCUUUGCCCCCUUUCUUUGCAGUUUUUCCUCCCUCCUGUCUCUUUGGGUUUGAAAAUGGAGGCCGACGACGCCGACAGCCCGCCCCGGCGCGCAUCGGGUUCCCGACUUCGCCGAGUCCUCGGCCGCGGCUGCCGGCGCUGAGGGGCCGCCCAGCGCCGCCGCCCGCCCCGUCCGCGCAGCCCCGCGGACCCCCGGCCGGCGCCGCCUUUGGAGUAUUGUUGCCUUCGCCCUUGUUUUUGGAGGGGGGGGGGCGAAGACUGAGUUUGAGACUUUUUCUUUUCGUCCCCACCCCCCUUUUUUUUUGAGAAAGGGGAAUUUCGUCCCAAAUAAAAGGAAUGAAGUCUGGCUCCGGAGGAGGGUCCCCGACCUCGCUGUGGGGGCUCCUAUUUUUCUCUGCCGCGCUCUCGCUCUGGCCGACGAGUGGAGAAAUCUGUGGGCCAGGCAUCGACAUCCGCAACGACUACCAGCAGCUGAAGCGACUGGAGAACUGCACGGUGAUCGAGGGCUACCUCCAUAUCCUGCUCAUUUCCAAGGCUGAGGACUACCGCAGCUACCGCUUCCCCAAGCUCACGGUCAUCACUGAGUACCUGCUGCUGUUCCGCGUGGCUGGCCUCGAGAGCCUCGGCGACCUCUUCCCCAACCUCACAGUCAUCCGUGGCUGGAAGCUCUUCUACAACUACGCCCUGGUCAUCUUCGAGAUGACCAACCUCAAGGAUAUCGGGCUCUACAACCUGCGAAACAUUACCCGUGGGGCCAUCCGGAUCGAGAAGAAUGCUGACCUCUGCUACCUCUCCACGGUGGACUGGUCCCUAAUCCUGGAUGCCGUGUCCAAUAACUACAUCGUGGGGAAUAAGCCCCCAAAGGAGUGUGGGGACCUGUGCCCGGGGACGAUGGAGGAGAAGCCGCUGUGCGAGAAGACGACCAUCAACAACGAGUACAACUACCGCUGCUGGACCACGAACCGCUGUCAGAAAAUGUGCCCGAGCGCGUGCGGGAAGCGGGCGUGCACGGAGAACCACGAGUGCUGCCACCCCGAGUGCCUGGGCAGCUGCAGCGCUCCCGACAACGACACGGCCUGCGUGGCCUGCCGCCACUACUACUAUGCCGGUGUCUGUGUGCCCAGCUGCCCGCCCAACACCUACCGCUUCGAGGGCUGGCGUUGCGUGGACCGUGACUUCUGCGCCAACAUCCCCAACGCUGAGAGCAGCGAUUCCGAGGGCUUCGUGAUCCACGACGGCGAGUGCAUGCAGGAGUGCCCGUCGGGCUUCAUCCGCAACGGCAGCCAGAGCAUGUACUGCAUCCCUUGCGAAGGCCCUUGUCCCAAAGUGUGUGAGGAAGAAAAGAAGACAAAGACCAUUGAUUCUGUCACUUCUGCUCAGAUGCUCCAAGGAUGCACCAUCUUCAAGGGCAAUCUACUCAUUAAUAUCCGACGCGGCAACAACAUCGCUUCGGAACUGGAGAACUUCAUGGGACUCAUCGAGGUCGUGACGGGCUACGUGAAGAUCCGCCACUCCCAUGCCUUGGUCUCCUUGUCCUUCCUGAAGAACCUUCGCCAGAUCCUAGGAGAGGAGCAGCUAGAGGGGAAUUACUCCUUCUACGUCCUCGACAACCAGAACUUGCAGCAGCUGUGGGACUGGGACCACCGCAACCUGACCAUCAAAGCUGGGAAAAUGUACUUUGCUUUCAAUCCCAAAUUGUGUGUCUCCGAGAUUUACCGCAUGGAGGAAGUGACAGGGACUAAAGGACGCCAGAGCAAAGGGGACAUAAACACCAGGAACAACGGAGAGAGAGCCUCCUGUGAAAGUGACGUCCUGCACUUCACCUCCACCACCACGUGGAAGAACCGCAUCAUCAUCACCUGGCACCGGUACCGGCCCCCUGACUACAGGGACCUCAUCAGCUUCACCGUCUACUACAAGGAAGCACCCUUUAAAAACGUCACAGAGUAUGACGGGCAGGAUGCCUGCGGCUCCAACAGCUGGAACAUGGUAGAUGUGGACCUCCCACCCAACAAGGACGUGGAGCCCGGCAUUUUACUGCAUGGACUGAAGCCCUGGACACAGUAUGCCGUUUACGUCAAGGCUGUGACCCUCACCAUGGUGGAGAAUGACCACAUCCGUGGAGCCAAGAGCGAGAUCUUGUACAUUCGCACCAAUGCUUCAGUUCCUUCCAUCCCCCUGGAUGUACUCUCAGCAUCAAACUCCUCUUCUCAGCUGAUCGUGAAGUGGAACCCUCCUUCCCUGCCCAACGGCAACCUGAGCUACUACAUCGUGAGGUGGCAGCGCCAGCCCCAGGACAGCUACCUUUACCGGCACAAUUACUGCUCCAAAGCAGACAAAAUCCCCAUCAGGAAGUACGCCGAUGGCACCAUCGACGUCGAGGAGGUGACGGAGAAUCCCAAGACCGAAGUGUGUGGUGGGGAGAAAGGGCCGUGCUGCGCUUGCCCCAAAACCGAAGCCGAGAAGCAGGCCGAGAAGGAGGAGGCCGAGUACCGCAAGGUCUUCGAGAAUUUCCUGCACAACGCCAUCUUCGUGCCCAGACCUGAACGGAAGCGGAGGGAGGUCAUGCAGGUCUCCAACACCACCAUGUCCAGCCGGAGCAGGAACACCACGGUGGUGGACACCUACAACAUCACAGACCCGGAAGAGCUCGAGACAGAGUACCCUUUCUUCGAGAGCAGAGUGGAUAACAAGGAGAGAACUGUCAUCUCCAAUCUCCGGCCUUUUACUCUGUACCGAAUCGAUAUCCACAGCUGUAACCACGAAGCUGAGAAGCUCGGCUGCAGCGCCUCCAACUUUGUCUUUGCAAGAACCAUGCCUGCAGAAGGAGCAGAUGACAUUCCUGGGCCAGUGACCUGGGAGCCAAGGCCUGAGAACUCCAUCUUUUUAAAAUGGCCAGAACCUGAGAACCCCAAUGGAUUGAUUUUAAUGUAUGAAAUAAAAUACGGAUCACAAGUCGAGGAUCAGCGGGAAUGUGUGUCCAGACAGGAGUACAGGAAGUAUGGAGGGGCCAAGCUAAACCGGCUGAACCCGGGGAACUACACGGCCCGGAUCCAGGCCACCUCUCUCUCUGGGAACGGGUCGUGGACUGAUCCUGUGUUCUUCUAUGUCCAGGCCAAAACAACGUAUGAAAACUUCAUCCAUCUGAUCAUCGCUCUGCCCAUUGCUGUUCUGCUGAUAGUAGGAGGGUUGGUUAUAAUGCUGUACGUCUUCCAUAGAAAAAGAAAUAACAGCAGGCUGGGGAACGGAGUGCUGUAUGCCUCUGUGAACCCGGAGUACUUCAGUGCAGCCGAUGUGUACGUGCCUGACGAGUGGGAGGUCGCCCGGGAGAAGAUCACCAUGAGCCGGGAGCUGGGGCAGGGCUCCUUCGGGAUGGUUUACGAAGGUGUCGCCAAGGGCGUGGUCAAGGAUGAGCCUGAGACCAGGGUGGCCAUUAAGACGGUGAACGAGGCCGCCAGCAUGCGCGAGAGGAUUGAGUUUCUCAACGAGGCCUCGGUGAUGAAGGAGUUCAACUGUCACCACGUGGUGCGCUUGCUGGGCGUGGUGUCCCAGGGCCAGCCGACGCUGGUCAUCAUGGAACUGAUGACCCGGGGGGACCUCAAAAGUUAUCUCCGGUCUCUGAGGCCAGAAAUGGAGAAUAAUCCAGUCCUAGCACCUCCCAGCCUAAGCAAAAUGAUCCAGAUGGCUGGAGAGAUUGCAGAUGGCAUGGCAUACCUCAACGCCAAUAAGUUUGUCCACAGAGACCUCGCUGCCCGGAACUGCAUGGUGGCCGAAGAUUUCACAGUCAAAAUCGGAGAUUUUGGGAUGACGAGAGACAUCUAUGAGACCGACUAUUACCGGAAGGGAGGGAAGGGGCUGCUGCCUGUGCGCUGGAUGUCCCCCGAGUCCCUCAAGGAUGGAGUCUUCACCACGCACUCUGACGUCUGGUCCUUCGGGGUCGUCCUCUGGGAGAUCGCCACGCUGGCCGAGCAGCCAUACCAGGGUCUGUCCAAUGAGCAAGUCCUUCGCUUCGUCAUGGAGGGCGGCCUUCUGGACAAGCCGGACAACUGUCCUGACAUGCUGUUUGAACUGAUGCGCAUGUGCUGGCAGUACAACCCCAAGAUGAGGCCUUCCUUCCUGGAGAUCAUCAGCAGCAUCAAGGACGAGAUGGAGCCCGGCUUCCGGGAGGUCUCCUUCUACUACAGCGAGGAGAACAAGCCGCCUGAGCCAGAGGAGCUGGACCUAGAGCCGGAGAACAUGGAGAGUGUCCCCCUGGACCCCUCGGCCUCCUCGUCCUCCCUGCCGCUGCCCGACAGACACUCAGGACACAAGGCCGAGAACGGUCCGGGCCCUGGCGUGCUGGUCCUUCGAGCCAGCUUCGACGAGAGACAGCCUUAUGCGCACAUGAACGGGGGCCGCAAGAAGGAGCGGGCCUUGCCUCUGCCCCAGUCCUCGACCUGCUGAUCCUGGAUCCCGAUCCGUGCAAACAGUAACGUGCGCACACGGCGGCGGGUGGGGGGGAGAGUUUUAACAAUCUAUUCACAGCCUCCUGUACCUCAGUGGAUCUUCAGAACUGCCAUUGCUGCCCACGGGAGACGGCUUCUCUGCAGUAAACACAUUUGGGAUGUUCCUUUUUUCAAUAUGCAAGCAGCUUUUUAUUUCCCUACCCAAACCCUUAACUGACAUGGGCCUUUAAGAACCUUAAUGACAACACUUAAUAGCAACAGAACACUUGAGAAUCAAGUCUCCUCUCUCUCCCUGUCUCUCUCUCCCUCUCUCUCUCACCUUUCUCUUUCUUUCUGCUUCAUGAUGGAAACACAUUUGCUGCAAGCCCAGCCGGGACGCCCUUUGUAUUGGAUUGAGGCAACGUCUGUCCCUCCAUGGCCCCCCUGAACACACCUGCCGGUCACCAUAGGUCUUUAUAAAACACGUUGAGACAGGAUUUUUUAACCGUAUCUUUAACAUUUUUAGGGACAUACGAAAUUUACAAAGGGCCAUCGUUCAUCCAAGGUUGUUACCAUGUUAACGCUGCCAAAUUCUGCCAAAACCCCGAACUUUCUCCCUCACCGUCCCCGCACUGUUCUUUUGUUUCCAGAGGCCUGAGCGAGCAUGGUAGCUAGUCACUCGUUAAGAGCCACGCUGGUGAUGCCCUCCAUCCGAUCGUCCCCUGGUGUUCUUUUCAAGUCUCACAUUCACACAGGUCUGAUUGCUUUUGACGAGGUUAUUAUUUGGGGGAACUGGACAGAAUGAGACUUCCUCUCAGUGAAGAUGGCUUCCCUGCUCCCCCUUCUGCACCCACACCUUCUAGCCCCCAGGAAUUCUGGAGGAAACAGGCCCUGUCGGGAGCCUGGAAGACAGGCUUUGAGUAAAGGUCGUCCACGUGCCAGUCUCCUGUCCCCGCCCCAGCUCCCCACCUGGCCCCCAAGAACACAGAUGGGAAGGGGUAUCCAGGGACUCAGCCCAACUGUUUAUGCAAGUUUGCAAGGAAAGAAAUUCAAAUACCACAACAACAGUACGAAGAAAAGCAGUAAAUGGAUUCAAGCAUUCUAAGCUUUGUUGACAUUUUCUCUGUUACUAGGACUUCUUCAUGGGUCUUACAGUUCUAUGUUAGACCAUGAAACAUUUGCAUACACAUCGUCUUUAAUGUCACUUUUAUAACUUUUUUACGGUUCAGAUAUUCAUCUAUACGUCUGUACAGAAAAAAAAAAAAGCUGCUAUUUUUUUUGUUCUUUAUCUUUGUGGAUUUAAUCUAUGAAAACCUUCAGGUCUACCCUCUUCCCUCUCUGCUCACUCCAAGAAACUUCUUAUGCUUUGUACUAGAGUGCGUGACUUUCUUCCUCUUUUCCCAGUAAUUGAUACUUAUAUAACAUAAUUUGCCAUGAACUGUUUGAUGCCUUUUUAUAAAUACAUACCCCUCCCCGCUCCCCCUGCCCCGUUAGUUCUAUUCUACCCCAUAGGCUCUGUGGGCACGAGGCUGGUGAGGGGAGCAGGUGGAGAGAAGGCGGGGCGCCUGCCCUGGACCCUCUCUCCCCAGCCUGCUCUCACACAGCAUUUGAGUCUGUUACAGUGCAAGACAUGAUACAAACUCAGGUCAGAAAAAAAGGUUAAAUAUUUCGCACAUCCUUGUUCAGUGUUUAUAUUCAUCAUUGUUGAAAAGUCUCACCUUCUCUUUCCCUUGCCUUUGUUUUGGUUGUGACACACAUAUAUCUAUUUUUUUAAUUCUUGGGUACAACAGCAGUUUUAACUGCAGACACUAGGCAUUUGGAUUACUAUUUUGUUUUUAAUGGAUAUUUAACCCUUCCAUCCCAUGGAGAACAGCUACUGAGUCCAGGGGUGCAGCCGAGCGCGCUCCAGUGGGCCCAUCUGCGGCUUCCCGCCACCACCCUCCAGACCGACCUCCCUGUCCUUAGAACUAGAGACUCCCCAGGGACCCCCUGGCACCGGCGGGGAGUAGGGCGCAGGGGCAGUAUCCUCGGGGAGCCGGCCAGCCCGCUGCCAGCGCGAGACAGCGCAGGCGCCGCGGGGCCGAAGCCCGGUGCUCCCCUCCAGGGGACAGGAGCCCUGGCGCAGGCGCGCUGUUCCUCGGCCAGGAAGCCGCGUCCUCGGGGCCCGGGGGUCUUGUUUUGUUUAGUUUUUAGCACUUCUCACCAGAGUGAUGACAGCACAAGAGUUGCUUCUGGGAUGGAAAUGUUUAAAUUAUGAGUAAGAACAAAGCUACAAUAUAAUGAUUGCUAGUUGUGACUGGAGAUUAACCACAAAAAAGAAAGUUUGUAGUGCUUUUUUGCUUGUCAGUAGUUUCAGUCCCACUAUUUUCUCUAGUCUCUGUCCCAUAGUUUUUCCCUUAAAAAAAAAAUGAAAAAAAGAAAAAAUUAAUUAAGAAGGUAUUAUAUGUAGUUUUCUUUUAAUUUAUUUUGUGAUACCAGUUUCAAUCACUGUAGAGAAGCCCCCUUAUGAAUUUAAAUACUGAGAAAAGGGUUUUUGUGUGUAUGUGUGUGUGUGUGUGUGUGUGUGUGUAAGACGGGACAGUUUUGGGGUUUUUGUUGGUUUUUUUUCCAAACAUUUAUCUACCUCACUCUUAUUUUUUAUAUGUGUAUAUAUAAAAAGAAUACAUCUCACAUUUCUCAGCACCUGACAAUAUGCCGUUGAUACUGGUAACCUCAUCCACACCACAGGCCGUACACACCAGGUGACGCAGGGAGAGGCCAGGCUGUAUUCCGGGGUCAAAGCAACACUAGCUCACCUCUCCACUCAUUUCGAACAGCUCGCCUUUUUCUGCGACGUCUCACUUUGCGUCGCUUCUGUUGUUCUCCUGACUCGGUAUCCCAAGAGGCGGAGAGGGGCCCCGCCCGGUUGUCUUGGAAACCAGCUACUUGGUGCAGAUUGGGUGGCGGACAGGGAAGAGCAGUGGUUUCCAGGUCUUGAGGACAGGCAGUGCUGGGGCCGGGGUCAGGUGGUGUCUCCUUAGGGCCCCCGUUGUCCCUGUGGCCGCGGGGUGGGUGCUGGGUGGGCUUCCGGCUAGGCCGGCUCAGCCCCUCGUGCAGCCGCUUGGGCGCCAAAAGCCCGCUCGGGGUUCCUGACCUGACGGCCAGUCUCACGUGGAAUGUACGGAGAAGAGUCCCCUUCUCCCUCUCCAGGCAGUUCUCUCAACCUCACCCUCACUCACCUCCUCCCCAGGGGAAAACAAAGACGUACCAAACCUUCGGGCUGGAAGGGGCCAGCGGUGGGCGCCGUGCCCCCGCUGGGGCUGUGCCUCAUCCCCUCGUCCCGCAGAUCACGGGGUGGACGGCGCACCCCCUCCAGCAGCUGCUCUCACAGGCACUAGCGUUUUUUUCUGGGAAACGCAGUGGGCGUCUCCCAAAGUGUGGCGGCUCCUUUACGGUCCCAGGACUGCAGUUACACUCAGGAGCUCCUCCCUCCUGCUAGAACACCCCUCCCCUUUCCCAAGUCCCCUGGGAUCUUAAGGUCGUUGAGAAAUAAUGUUUGAUCAGGGUUUCCCGCUUCCACACUGUAGGUGACCCCUUGGAAUAGUGGCCUCUCCUCUCUUUUGCACAUACCUACCGGUUUCCACAACUGGAUUUCUACAGAUCAUUCAGCUGGUUAUAAGGGUUUUGUUUAAACUGUCCGAGUUGUUGGUGUCACUUUUUGUUUUAUGUAGGUGGUUUUCCUUUUAAGUAGAAAGAAAACACUAACAGUAUAGUGCCCAUCAUAACAAAUGCUUCAGAAACACUUAAAUAAAAGAAAAUUUUGCUUGUGUGAUGGUGCAGUCAUUUUACUGGACCAAACCACCCACCUUAACUAUACCAAGGCAUCAUCUGUCCACAGUUCUAGCCUAAUUUUAUGCUGAUUUUCCCACCUCUUCUUGGUUUCCUCCUUUGUAUGCUCCAAAUAACUUAAGCUGAGUUGUGGCAUUCUCCAUGCAGCCUCCUGACAGCAGCUCACACUGCUUGAAGUGACGUGAACCACUGAGGCACAUCAUUGAACUGAUGUGAGCAUUAAAACAUGAUCACACACAGCCCUUCCCUGAGGCAGCAGGAGCUGGUGUAUUCUGGAGACGUUGUUGAACUUCAGCUGGGUGAGACCCAGACCACCCCAGGACUCCCUUAGAGGAUGUCCUGACUUUUGACACAGUUGGAAUGUGCUUCCCCCUUGGAAGAUAGAAGACCGUGUUCAUGGCCGACACUGGCCUUUCCUUCCAGCCUGUUUCUUAUGACUUGGAACAACAUUUCAAUGAUAGAAAAAAUGGUUAUUGUGGAACUAAAUGGCAAAAUGCUUGGCAUGAAGUGGUGUGUUUCAGUUGGGAUAACAGAUGUAAGAGCCAAGUAUGACGCCAAAUUCUAGGCCAGUUUGUUCCACCAAAACCUCUUUCUCAGCAGCCCACCUCUGCUGGCACGUGGCUGCAUGGGAUGCAGGCCGCUGUUAUGGCAAGGUCACACUUAGAUCAGUGAGAAGGCUAGGAUGCUUGGUCCAAGGUCCUCAGCUGUCACUGUUGGGUCCUCCAGCCAGACAGUGUCAAAGGCAACUCCUUUUCAAAACACAGGCACCCUCCAGUUGACAGUAAAGCUCCAUGGUAUGCCUUGGCCCAUUCCAGCAGUCCCAGUAAUGCAUUUAAGGUUUGGGGUUUGUUCUUUUGUUAAUGGUACUUUUGUGUUUGUUGGCUGUCUUUUCUUUUCCUGGGCUAAGCAGCAUUGGGAGAUACGGACCAGAGAUCCACUCUUUAAGAACCAGUGAUGAAAAUCAAACUUUCUUACUCCACUCUGACAUAGUUGGUGGUACCAAUGAGAACUUCAAGAGAGGAUGUUGUUUAGAUUGAACCUCUGUUGCCAGAGAUGCUGAAGAUACAGACCUUGGACAGGCCAGAGGGUUUCGUUUUUGGCCUCCAGCUUAGAUGACUAGUUUGGUCAUUUAGAGAAAAAGCAGAUGAACACUCCUUGAUGGUGGAAUGAUAAGGCAGCAGGAAACCAUUCUAACAGGGAUCAUGAAUGACGUGGAGAGAGGAAGCACAAGCAGAAGGUACAGGGCUUGGAAGAAGUGUGGGCUGUGCUUGGAACUUGAUGGUUUCUGAAGGUAUCAGACCACAUCAAGGCUCAACAGUCAUCCAUGGGCAUUUGGUUUCAACAGAUAAACCUAAAACAUCCUACUUUGGAAACUGUUACUGCGGAGUUCAGUCAAAUUGUUCCAAGAACGCAAACUGCAUCGCACCCGUCAGGUGUCAGUUCUGGGGCAUGACUUUAGGGUUUCGUUUUAUUUUGUUUCUGCAAGAACAUAAUGAUCACUCAUCUGUAUGUCCAUGUUUGUGUGUGUCCACAUCUUUCUGGUAAACAUCGUUGUAAUUAGUCACUCAUUAGCGUUUUCAAUAGGGCUCUUAAGUCCAGUAGAUUACGGGUAGUCAGUUGACGAAGAUCUGGUUUACAAGAACUAAUUAAAUGUUUCAUUGCAUUUUUGUAAGAACAUAGAAUAAUUUUAUAAAAUGUUUGUAGUUUAUAAUUGCUGAGAAUAAUUUAAAGACACUUUUUUUCUCUGUGUGUGCAAAUGUGUGUUUGUGAUCCAUUUUUUUAGGACACCUGUUUACUAGCUAGCUUUACAAUAUGCCAAAAAAGGAUUUUUCCCUGACCCAAGCCGUAGUUCACCCUCUUUCCCCCCCAUGUUUUGUGCCCUAGUUUAUAACAAAGGAAUGAUGAUGAUUUAAGAAGUAGUUCUGUAUCUUCAGUAUCUUGGUCUUCCAGAACCCUCUGGUUGGGCAGGGGAUCAUCUUUUACUGGUCAUUUCCCUUUGGAGUGUAGCUACUUUAACAGACUGAAAGAACCUCACUGGCCAAGGAAACAGCAGAGGUGUUGCAGCCGUGGUGCCAUGGCACCUUCGGCAUCUGGUUGGGUCGGUUUGGUAGUUGUACUGUUAUACAAUGCCUUGAGAUGGAAGGACUCCAUUGCACAGCUAAUGGUUUUCACAGUGAGCACAGCAUACAGACUUAUCACACAAAAGAUGGUAAUUCUGGUGGUGCACGCGGGCCAUUUGCUUACAUGCCUCAUAUCAUGAUUAAUGCUUUGCUAUAACAAGGAAGAGACCCUAUUUAUUUUUAUUUAAGGCAGAACACCGAACAUAUAUAUUUUUUUUCAGUACAAAACAAAUUCUUUUUAAUAAAAACUAUACACACACCAGAUUUUUUUAAGUUUGACUCCAUUUCCUCUAGCUCCCAAUGGGUUAUUGGCCAUGUCAACACAACCCCACAAAAUCCCCAUCAUUGGCAACGUUUGGGGGUUUUGCUCUACAUGGGAGAAAGAUCCAGAAACAAUUUGGGUUUUGUUUGCAACUUUUCAUUUGGCUGUUUGGCGUUGCACAGACACAUCCACAGGUGGAGUAGAUGCUUGGCAAAAACACCUGUCUGCUUUCUAAGCCAGUGAGGUUGAGGUGAGAGGUUUGCCAGAGUUUGUCUACCUCUGGGACAAAAAAAAAAAAAAAUCAAACCAGAAGGCGCGAUGGAAUGGAUGCAUCGCAAAUAAUGCAUUUUCUGAGUUUUCUUGUUUAAAAAAAAAAAAAGUUUUUAAAAAAAAGUAAAAAAAAAAAAAGGUAAUAACAUGGCCAAUUUGUUACAUAAAAUGACUUUCUGUGUAUAAAUUAUUCCUAAAAAAAUUCCUCUGUUUAUAUAAAAAAUCAGUAGAUGAAAAAAAUUUCAAAAGGUUUUUUUGUAUAUUCUGUUGUAAGAAUUUAUUCCUGUUAUUGCGAUAUACUCUGGAUUCUUUAUGGAAAAAAAGAAACUGUCUAUUUUGAAUGGCUGAAGCUAAGGCAACUUUAGUUUCUCUUACUCUGCUUUUUUCUAGUAGUUAAAGUACUACAUGGUUUAAGUUAAAUAAAAGAAUUCCGUAUGCA